Messenger RNA from Syngnathus acus (greater pipefish), 621 nucleotides. RefSeq names its product lin-52 DREAM MuvB core complex component (gene lin52). The record is from RefSeq and is a predicted model, not a curated record. The transcript is spliced from 6 exons. Gene Ontology annotation, cellular component: DRM complex. The coding region runs from base 51 to 389 and encodes 112 amino acids. Gene Ontology annotation, biological process: regulation of DNA-templated transcription. Lineage: Eukaryota; Metazoa; Chordata; Actinopteri; Syngnathiformes; Syngnathidae.
UAUGUUCGUGGCUGCUAUUGGUCGACUUUGGUCACGUGUUCAAUUCGAAGAUGGCGUCUCCAAAUGGAGCUGAAGAUUUUGGAAGCUCUCUGCUCUGUUAUGAGAAGCUGGACAGAGCAUCGCCCGAACUUUGGCCUGAGCAGCUUCCUGGAGUUGUUGAAUUUGCUGCCUCUUGUAAAAAUCCCAUCACAAAUUCGCCGCCCAAGUGGAUGGCUGAGCUGGAGAGCGAGGACAUUGAGAUGUUAAAAGAGUUGGGUAGUUUGACAACAGCCAAUCUCACGGAGAAGGUCAAAGGCCUUCAGAACCUCGCUUACCAACUGGGCUUGGAAGAAUCCAGAGAAAUGACAAGAGGGAAGUUCCUGAACAUCCUGGAAAGGCCGAAGAAGUGACUUUUGUAAUAGUUCCCAUGUUUAACUCCUGCAAGAUGGAUCCAACCAAUUUUUUUUUUCAAAUACUAAAAAAUAUUAAGGUUUUAAAAACAGAAAAGGUGAGUUGUGUGAAACCUUCCUCUGGCUGUGGUUCAAGAACCUACUGUCCUUGUAUUAUCAUUUACUUAAAGCUUCUUAUUUAUUCUCAUUUGCAUUAUUAUGAUGUAUUAAAAUGUUGCUUGUUUUGAUAUAA